This is a messenger RNA of Oncorhynchus kisutch (coho salmon), 5309 nucleotides long. RefSeq names its product E3 ubiquitin-protein ligase RNF19A. The record is from RefSeq and is a predicted model, not a curated record. Lineage: Eukaryota; Metazoa; Chordata; Actinopteri; Salmoniformes; Salmonidae. The transcript is spliced from 11 exons. The coding region runs from base 1936 to 3921 and encodes 661 amino acids. Gene Ontology annotation, molecular function: zinc ion binding; ubiquitin-protein transferase activity. Gene Ontology annotation, biological process: protein ubiquitination.
CAAUCUUGAAAUACAAGGGUAAAUGGUAUUAAUCAGUGACCGAAAGUCACUUCCGGACUUGGAGAACGCUCAAAGCGUUGUAGAAAGCCUCUGAAUAACGGGGCGUGGUUUUGGCUUAACUGCGUUGGGGAAAAAAGAAGGCGCAUCUCGCGUCACCUGUAGAAACGUACCAUCUACAUUUCCUGGUUGUAAGCAAACCACAAUAUCCAGAAUUAACAGCGAUUUCAAGACGUAGUACCGCCAGUCGAUUGGAACCACGUAAGAAUAAAAACAAUUCAGCCUCGACCACGCACACAAAUUGACUAAUCCUGCUGCUGACCUUGACACCCGUUUUAGUAGUACAGAUCCCAGAGGCCCAUUGGAUGAAAACUAUCAGCCGGGAACAAGCUCAACAUCAUCUGGUUUGGAUGAGGAAAAAGGACUUCAUGAGGCUGGCAAGAGACAAAGUGUUCAGUCUGAGUCCAAGGUCAUACAGCUCAUGAAGGUUCUGCCAGACCAGCUGCCAUUGGCCCAACCAACACAAGACGAUGCACACCAGCUGAAGAACAUUCCGGACCCUGUCUGGAACAUUCAGCCAACAAAACAUCUAUAUUGUUGUACUGAUGUUGUAGUAUAAUGUAGAAUACCUAGUAUACCCACAACUGUAAUGUUGAUUUGAGUAGCAGCAGAAACCAAUAGUGUUGACUUCCAAAUUCUGGAUUAAUUCAUUGUGAUAUUUAAGAAAUGUAUUCAGAAGUAACUUGCUACAAUCUUACUGAUGAAAAAAAAAAAAUGAUACAGAGAGACCAACCAUUGACGUCAUGGUUUGAACACACCCAGCACACAAAAAAAAUCCAAAAUACCUCUCAUCACUCAUAAUUAUUUAGGGAGACUGGGAAAACACUCCAAAUAGUGUCUAGCUGUGAAGGUUACCUUUAAAAUGUCUGUGCUGGGAAAUGUAUCAAGAUCACCCAUGUUGCACAAGCCUUAAACUUACAUAAAUAUGUAAAUAUUAAUAAUAACUUAAUAAUAAUAAUGACUGACUUCCCUAGUUAAACAACAUGUAAGCCUAUAGCCUGUCAGGUUGAUUGCAGAAUGUUACCCUACAUUUCUGAAAUGGUUGAUUAUUUCAUCUCAAAAUUUUAACCCAUUUGAAACUGAAUGAAUGAGACUGGCGCUGUAAUAUUUGAUGAGGCUGAGAUAUUUACGAAUCGGAGAGGGACUCUUUUCUGCGUUAUCCCAUUGGUCAAUGUCACUGCAGUGUGCCUCCUGCUGGCAGGCGGAUCGUUGCACCCCUCCCUCCCCAACACGCCUGCUGCUACUGGAAUAACCGGGAAGCGCGCUCUUACAACGGGGAUCUCCUCCGCAACGUCAUUCGCUAAAACCAUUUCUCGAACGGUGGGAUCUUGCGACGUAAUUGUAACUAAGCUUUGAUGGCCAGAUAUGUUGUAGAACAGUGCGAGGGUUGGUGCUGUUCGAGGGGAGGAGCUAGUUUUUAAUUCUGGACUUCAAAUACAACAUGCCGGAGAGAGGGCGAGGGGCCGCUCGUUCCCCUUGGUAUAGAGAAGGAUGAAUGCCACUCUGUUCCAGCCUAACUGAGAACGAGGGAGCAACAGAGGAAGAGAAGGAAGAGGAAGAGGUGGAAAGAGGAGAGGAACAAGUGAAGAAGAAGAUAUUGAGAUCCGUACUCUCGACAGGGAUCCUCUUCACAUCCGGACAAUUAUUUCUCUCUGUUCGUCUCUCUCUCUUUUCCUCCAUAGUCGACAUCGUUCACUGCAGUGGCGCUACCUCUCCUAGACUUUGAGCCGUGAAGGGGCUCUAACACACACACACACACACACACACACACACACACACACACACACACACACACACGUUUGGUCUGUGUCCUGUUGAUCUGCUAAUGCUGUUUAAGCCUGGCUGCCUGCCUGCUCGCUCCAUCCCAAUCUCCAGAUCAUGAAGAGGCCCAAGCAACAGACUCAUCCCCUCAGCUUCCUCUCCUUCUUCAGCCGGAAGCCUAAAUCCGAUCCCAGGCUUGAGAGGCCUGCUGGGGCCCACAACAAGGAGGAGGUCUCCAUCACUCUCACACCCAGCGAACAUGCAGACCAGGACCAGAACAUCACAGCCGAAGAGGGCGUGAUCGAGCAAGGCGACUUGGAGGCGGCAUCAUCAGGGGUGACGGGUGACGACCCUGGCGCUGCGGUGGAGGUGGAAUGCUGCGGCGGCGGAGCCAACAGUUCGUCCACAGGAGUCCUAUCCCUCUCGUCUUCCAGCCAGGACCAGCUAUUGGACGAUCACCACUUGGAGGAGUGUCCUUUAUGCCUCCUCAGCCAACCACGAUGCCGGUUCCCUCGCCUCUCUUCCUGUUCCCACCGGGCCUGCUAUGACUGCCUGAGACAGUACCUGAAGAUUGAAAUCUCAGAGAGCAGGGUGGGCAUCGCCUGUCCGCAGUGCCCCGAGGCGUUUGCGCCGCAAGAUGUGCGCACCAUCCUGGAUGACUUGACGCUGCUGGAGAGAUUCGAAGAGUACCAGCUGAGACGGUUUCUGGCAGCCGACCCGGACACGCGCUGGUGUCCAGCACCCGACUGCAGCUUUGCAGUGAUAGCGUAUGGCUGUGCUGAGUGUCCUAAGCUAAGCUGCGGGCGUGAGGGCUGCGACACAGAGUUCUGCUACCACUGUCGGCAGCUGUGGCACCCCGACCAGACGUGUGACCAGGCUCGACGCCAGCGAGCACGCCACACUUCCGGGGGAAAUGAUGCCUCCACACUAUACGUCUUCAACGAGGAGCCUGGAGGAGAGUCGGAGGAGAUCAAGGCGUGUCCUCGUUGUGGGGCCUACAUCAUGAAGACCAACGAUGGCAGCUGCAACCGGAUGAACUGUACCGUGUGCGCCUGUCAGUUCUGCUGGCUGUGUAUGCAAGAGAUCACCGACGUGCACUACCUCAGUCCCUCAGGUUGUACGUUCUGGGGGAAGAAACCGUGGUCUCAGACCCGGAAGGUGCUGUGGCAGGUGGGCAUGCUGCUCGGCGCCCCAGUAAUCAUCUCUCUCAUCGCUGGCAUCGCCAUCCCCGUCAUCAUAGUGGGCAUUCCCAUCUACAUGGGCCGCAAGGUCCACGGACGCUGUAAGAAGAACAAUAUCUCAGGUAGUAAACAUUACCUAACGGUGGCCAGCGGCGUCAUGAUGUCCGUGUUCGUGUCGCCCGUCAUAGCUGCUGUCACUGUGGGGGUGGGCGUCCCGUUGAUGUUGACGUAUGUCUAUGGGGUCGUCCCCAUGUCGCUCUGUCGGAAUGGAUGGUGCCAGCCGCAGAACGACCCCCCAGAAACACAUAAGAUACAACUGGAAGACCUAGCCAGCUAUCUUCUAUUCUCUCACGUAGUCAGCGACCACUGGCCGGGACCGGGGACAAGAGGCCAGACCAACCCCGCCCUCAGCGACACCAGCGUCCAGGAAGUCCUACAAGAUGUUAGGGUCAGCGUACAGGAAGUUGGCCUGCUCCCCAGCACCAGCAGUGCUGCCACGCCCCCGGAACCAGAUGCAUGCGCAGGAUUGGACAAGCAUCAGAUGCGUCAUGUUUAUAUGCAGCAGGACAGCCAAUCAGACUGCGAAGGAGCUGGGGGUGCUGGGAUGCUGGAUAAGACACAGACAUUCUCCUUGCGGGAGGGAACAAACAUUGAAGUGCGUGUAGAGAUCGAGGCCCAUCCACGAGGCGCACGUCAGUCCAGCCUCAGUAGCAUCCUGUCCAGUCGUAGCCUAUCAGCUGAGUCCCUGGGUCGAGCACACACAGUAGGCCGCGCCCACUCGCAAGAUCCCCUGGGCCACGCCCACUCCCAGGAACAUCUGUAUGCCUCUGAACAUGAAGAAGAGAGUGGAGAAAAGGAAAGUGGAGGAAGAGAGGGAGAAUGCAGGGACCACCUGCAUGUUUUUGAGACUGACAAUGUCUGAGCUCCGCCUACUAUUUAGGCCACACCCCGCUUCCACUACAGGCUCCUACCACCAACUGUCUUCCUGGUCCACCGUCUAAGAGUCGGGGACAUGGAGAGAGAAAGGGAGAGCGAGAGCGAGAGCGACAGUGAGGAGGGAGAGAUGGAAAAAGUGUGUUUGUGAAAAAUAGACUAAAUAAACAGGGCCGCUUGCCAACACGGAUGCAUCAAAACGAACCAGAAAUGACUGAAAGCAUGUUGAUCGACUAGUUUGGUGGGUGCUAGCCUCACUUUACUGUGUUCUUUCAGAAGAGACCCCCCUCCCCCUUCCAAUCUAACACUGGUCUAUUUAAAUAAUUAUUUAAAUACAAAUUAUUACCAAGCCCCUUCUCUACCUACACCCGCGUACUUAUACUGAUCUAGAGCCGUUUGUAUCAAGCAUCUCAGAGUUGGAGUGCUGAUCUCGGAUCAGUUUUGCCCUUUUUCGAUCACAAUAAACAUGAUUAUUAUAGACAGAAAAUACCUGAUCCUAGAUCAGCACUCCUACACAGAGAUACGUACAACGCCUAAUUUCCCCCCUUUCCAUCUAAGAUACAUUUUAAGAGAUCUAAAAGCAUGUUUUGUUCUGUAGGGGUUAGCCACAUGUAACAUGCUGCUUCAACUCUCUUCCUGUCCGUCCCGUGUUGAUGAUGACAUGCCAUGGAACGUUGAGAGGCUACUGUGUAAAAGGGUCUAAUGAAGGGGGGGGGGUUUCAGCAUUGUCAGAUACCGUGUAAACCUUACUUUGUGCAACGCGUUUUAACAGAGGAGAUUUGCUGGUCCAACUGGUCCAACUUGCUGGUCCAACUGGUCCAACUUGCUGGUCCAACUGGUCCAACUUGCUGGUCCAACUUGCUGGUCCAACUUGCUGGUCCAACUGGUCCAAUGCUGAUCCAACUGGUCCAACUUACUGGUCCAACUUGCUGGUCCAACUGGUCCAACUUGCUGGUUCAACUGGUCCAACUUGCUGGUCCAAUGCUGGUCCAACUUGCUGGUCCAACUGGUCCAACUUGCUGGUCCAACUGGUCCAAUGCUGGUCCAACUUUAUGGGACUUGUUGAAAUGCAGUCGCCCUCAACUAUGACUCGUUGGGGAUCUCAGUGAAUUUCAUAGUAGACCACUUUGACCAAACUGGUUAUCAAGCUGAUGUCCCCUUGUAUCACAACCUUUCAUUGGCGGUGGGUGCUGCUGCUGCUAUCUGUUUUGGUCAAGGCAUACAUUAUUUCUCUGCUGUGAAUCUAAGCAAUAUUCAGGGACCAGCCUCUGUGAAGUUAUGGGGCGGCAGGGUAGCCUAUGCGUUGGACUAGUAACCGGAAGGUUGUGAGUUCAAACCCCCGAGCUGACAAGGUACAAAUCUGUCGUUCUGCCCCUG